This is a messenger RNA of Gongylonema pulchrum, 594 nucleotides long. NCBI's taxonomy places the organism in Eukaryota, Metazoa, Nematoda, Chromadorea, Rhabditida, Gongylonematidae. The record is from the annotation of a GenBank genome assembly.
AUGUUAAAAAGUUUCACAAUAAUUUGGGUCCUAUCAGUAGAUGUCAAAGAUGAUAAACAAAUGAUAAAUGGUGGUGAUGCUGAUUAUCGCGUUGAUUCUUCUUCCUUUUACAUCAUCGUUGCAAUACAAAGUAGCAUACCGCUUGUCAUAAGUGUUGAAAAAAGCACUGCUUGCUGCGAAGAUUCUUUGCCCAUUCGAACCUACGAUCCGAUCAUUGUUGCCGCGGCAAACCAGCAGAACCUUCGUUUCAUGCUUCCGCCGCCAACUUACCAGAUGCGUGCUAACGCGUAUAUCCGUAAACGAUCAUCAUUGGUUGAAGCACUAAGUAAUUCCUUGUUCUCAGAAACCGACGACAAUGAUGACGAUGACGAAGAAAGUGUUGUGGCGCCGGUCAAUGGUGCUCAUGACUGCGCGAUGAACUCCAUCUACAACGACAACAACAACGUCAACAGAAUGAUGAGUAAAGUGCUUCCGCCACCAUCGUGCCAGAAAUCGUCGUUGCAGGUGGAGCAAGUCUAUUCAGUGAAACGAGUUACAUGCAGCAAGGUUACCUCUCUUUUCACUCAUCUCAUCCAUCAUUAUCGCCGUCAUUAG